AUGCGCUGCGCUGUUAUUGGGCCGACAGGCUCCUUGGGAUCGCAUAUCUGUCUGGAGCUUCUGAACCGUGGACAUGAUGUUGUGGGCGUGUCUCGCUCUCCUGAAAAGCUGGGACGGCAUGAGCGGUAUCAGCCAAAAUCCUUCGAUCUUGCUGGAGGCACUAUUGAGGAUUUGGAACAUGUCUUGAAAGACGUGGAAGUUGUGGUGAAUGCGUAUAACCCACCACUCGACGCCAACACUUAUAAGACCUUUCUCGAAGCGACCCGCUGUAUCGUCAAAGCCGUCAAAUCCCUCAACAGCGAUGGCAAAGGCCCUUACUUGAUCCAAGUUGGCGGCACGGGCUCGCUCGAAGUCCCCGGUCGAAAACAUGAAACCGUGCUCGAUAGCCGCCGCUGGUGGCUUACACUCCGUCGGACUGUAGGAGACUCCGCGGCGGCCACUGCCCACAUGGUCGAGCGAAUUGGACCUGGACCUGUAGCGCAAAGCUUCGAAGAAUACAGGAACGCCCGUCUAGCUGUCCAAGCUGGUCAACUCACCAAGAUCAACCAGUCCAAAGUCGAACAGACGGAAGACAUGAUCUUGCACGGACCGAACCCAUUCCCAGAUUUGCCCCUGGCCGCGAGAGCUGCAUUGAUGAUGUUUGAAGGGAAUGAGUCUUUCAAAUGGUUGUUUGUAUCGCCGCCCGCCAAAUACAGACCUGGAGUGAAGACUGGCAAGUACGAGAUCUGGAAGGAUAAGAUUCCAAUGUUGUCGACGUCUUCCGUCGAUACUACGACUACGGAUUGGGAUGAGGUUUGGCACAAUCUGCUUGGGAUUUCCGUUGCAGAUCUGGCUGUCGCGAUAGUGGAUGAGGUGGAAGUGCCGCAGAAGGUGGGAGUCCACUGGAGCGCCGGUGGGGAUCUACUUGAUGAUGUCCCGAGGAGCGGGUAUGUGACGAUCUGA
Zasmidium cellare ATCC 36951 is the source of this 942-nucleotide messenger RNA. RefSeq lists its product as uncharacterized. Lineage: Eukaryota; Fungi; Ascomycota; Dothideomycetes; Mycosphaerellales; Mycosphaerellaceae. The coding region runs from base 1 to 942 and encodes 313 amino acids. The record is from RefSeq and is a predicted model, not a curated record. The transcript is spliced from 2 exons.